UCAAAAAAAAUAAAAUAAAAAAAGUCCGUCUUAAUCGCUUAUUUAAAACCGUCACAAACCGUUAUCAACCUUUACCACAAAAAAACUCAAAAGUCAAAACCCACAGCGUUGUCGUAAUCGUUCCUCUUUGACCAUACCCUAAUUCUCUGUUUCCUUUUAAACAUUAAUUUCGUAACAUUCCAUACAAAUUCAUUUCCCGAUUUGAGAAUUAAAAACGAAAUUAAUUAAUGGGUGGCUGUUUGUCUAAUUCUGAAUCCACCGAUAUUCGGAAUCCCUCCUCCGCCAAUUGCAAUUGCAAUGUCGUUUCCCCCUCCGGAGAAUUGCUCCGCUACCCUCUCCCUGCCACCGUCGCAAAGGUUCUUCAAUCUCAGUCCUCACCGGAUUCCGUAUUUCUCUGCAAUUCCGACCGAUUGUAUUUCGACGAUUUCAUACCGUCUCUCGACCUUCACGAAGACCUCGAGCCGGCGCAGAUCUACUUUAUCCUCCCUACCUCCAAGCUUCAGUACCGGCUCGCCGCCUCCGACAUGGCCGCCUUGGCCGUCAAGGCCAGCCUCGCCUUCGAGCAGAUCAACGGCUCCGAUCGCCGCAGCAAGAGGAAAAAUCGGAUCUCCCCUGUUUUCGUGUCAGCGUCGUCGGAGGAGGAUCCGCAAUCGAAUCGCACGUUCAAUCCGAUUAAAAGCUCCGGCGACCUUCACCGACCGGCCGGGCUGGGAAUUACGAGAUCCGGUUCGGUGAGGAAAUUAACAAAGUACUCUUCGAGGCGAGCUAAAUUGGCGGUUCGAUCAUUCAGGCUUAAGCUUAACACAAUUUAUGAAGGAUCUGUGCUGCUCUUAACUUAAUUAAUUAAACCAAGAUUGUUUAAUUUAUUCUUUCUUUGUUACUUAAUUGUUUUUUAAAUGAGAUUUUGUUAGAUGAAGAAAUUCUGCAUGUAAUUAAAAACCUCAUUAAUCAAUAGAUAAUUUUUGUAUGCG
Messenger RNA from Erythranthe guttata (spotted monkey flower), 971 nucleotides. RefSeq lists its product as uncharacterized. NCBI's taxonomy places the organism in Eukaryota, Viridiplantae, Streptophyta, Magnoliopsida, Lamiales, Phrymaceae. The record is from RefSeq and is a predicted model, not a curated record.